Glossina fuscipes is the source of this 3996-nucleotide messenger RNA. It is a transcript of the gene metro, whose product is annotated as MAGUK p55 subfamily member 7. The record is from RefSeq and is a predicted model, not a curated record. Gene Ontology annotation, molecular function: protein binding. NCBI's taxonomy places the organism in Eukaryota, Metazoa, Arthropoda, Insecta, Diptera, Glossinidae. The transcript has 11 exons. Gene Ontology annotation, cellular component: plasma membrane; cell-cell junction. The coding region runs from base 748 to 2538 and encodes 596 amino acids.
UACUUUUUACACAUAUGUAUGGUGACGAAAUUUUAUGUAAAGACUGAAAUAUUUUUAAAUAUUCGAAAUAAUUAUGCGAAGGGAGGCAAAGAUUUUGUCUAAAAAUAAGCACAUAAUUAUUGCUAUGUAUGUCGGCUGCGGCUGUGGCGUAGCUAUAGCUAUAAAAUAUGUUUGUGUGUGCCUUUGUGUGUGCAAAAAUUGAAAAUGAAAAUUAAAAAUAACCACAUUUCUAUACUUACAUAUAACACACACUACCUAUGCACAGCUUGGUCCAAUCUGUUUUAAUAAAAUAAAGAGUCAAAUAAAAAGGAAAGAAAACGAAAUUAAAAAAAAAAAAAAAAAAACAAAAAGAAAAACAACAAAAGAAAUUUUUCUAAUUUCCCUAAGCAAUGCUUGUAUAUGUGGUUUGUGUUGAUUUUUUUUUUAUUUUGACAUGUUUUCUCUUUCAGAGUAAAGUUUACGAAAAUCGCUAAAGGAAAAGAAUUGAGAGAAAAAGAAGGAAAGAAGGAAAAUAACAAAAGUAAAACAAAAACAAAACUUAAUCAAAACAUUGUUAGAAAAAGCCCGGAAAACAGACGUAACGAAACAAGUGUCUACUUUUAAUUCAUUCUAAAUCUUCUUCAUUUACAAAGAAAAUAUCGAAUUUAUUUAAAAAAAGUUAAAGUUAUUUCAUUGAAAAGGACGUAAUUAAGGAAAAAGGAAAACUUUCAAGAACUUUUUUUUACUUUAACAAAACUUUUAUGAAAUAUGACAGCUGAAGUUAUGGCCGCCAGUGAUGCAAAUUAUGAUCCAGCACUUUCCAAGUUGAUAACAACCCUAAAAGAAGCUGAAACGUUAUCAAAUGAUCAGGAAAUCGAUUUUCUAAAAGCUUUAUUGGAAUCAAAGGAACUCAAUGCUUUAGUUAAUGUACACACCAAAGUAGCCAAAGUGGGUAGAGAUGAUCGUUUAGCACCGAUGCUCUCUAAUUCGGCUGUGAUCUUAUAUGAAGCAUUGGAACAAUUGUCACAACGUUGUCAUUUAAAUGAAGAUUGUCGAGAAGUAUUUCACUUGCUACAGAAACCGCAUUUACAAAGUUUACUUCACGCCCACGAUGCCAUUGCACAAAAGGAUUUUUAUCCACAUUUACCGGAACUGCCCGUUGAAAUGGAUGAAGAUGAGGAAACAAUUAAAAUUGUGCAAUUAGUGAAAAGCAAUGAACCUCUGUCAGGAGCACAAAGUGCGGAACCAAUUGUUGGUGCCACUAUUAAAACGGAAGAAGAGACCGGCAAAAUAAUCAUAGCACGGAUUAUGCAUGGCGGAGCCGCUGAUCGUUCAGGUCUUAUACAUGUCGGUGAUGAGGUUAUCGAAGUGAAUGGCAUUAAUGUGGAGGGUAAAACACCGGGCGAUGUACUGAGUAUAUUGCAAAAUUCUGAGGGCACCAUAACUUUCAAGUUAGUACCAUCGGACGGUAAAGGCGCUCAACGUGAAUCAAAAGUACGCGUGCGUGCACAUUUCGACUACAGUCCCGAUAUAGAUCCCUAUAUACCUUGUAAAGAGGCGGGCUUAGCAUUUCAACGGGGCGAUAUUCUGCAUAUUGUUUCACAGGAUGAUGCUUAUUGGUGGCAAGCCCGUAGAGAAUCGGAACGUACGGCUAGAGCUGGCUUAAUACCAAGUCGUGCCUUGCAGGAAAGACGUCUGAUACAUGAACGUACUCAACGUGAAGUCAAUGACAGCGAAUCGAAAAAAGGUUCCUGUGCCUCCAUAUGCACUACCCCGCCCGCUUCACCUUUAAUGCGUUCAAGCAGUUCGAGUUCCUCUUGUCGUCAACCGAAAACUAAAAAAAUCAUGUAUGAUUUAACAGAGAACGACGAUUUCGAUCGCGAAAUGAUUGCCACCUAUGAAGAAGUUGCCAAACUUUAUCCCAGACCUGGUGUGUUUAGGCCAGUAGUUCUAAUUGGGGCACCGGGUGUUGGUCGCAAUGAAUUGAGAAGACGUUUAAUAGCUAGAGAUUCUGAAAAGUACCGCAGCCCGGUACCGUACACUACUCGACCUAUGCGUACUGGCGAGGUAGCGGGUCGCGAGUAUAUAUUUGUUACGCGCGAAAAAAUGGAAGCAGACAUCGAGGCUGGCAAAUUCGUUGAACAUGGCGAAUAUAAGGGUCAUUUAUAUGGCACUUCCGGGGAGAGUGUCAAGUCCAUUAUAAAUGCUGGCUGUGUGUGCCUUUUAAGUCCCCAUUAUCAGGCCAUUAAGGCUUUGAGAACGGUUCAAUUAAAACCGUUCAUUGUUCAUAUUAAACCACCGGAAUUUGAGAUCCUAAAAAAGACACGUACUGAAGCCAGAGCCAAAUCAACAUUUGAUGAGACAAAUACUCGUGGAUUUACGGAGGACGAAUUUAACGACAUGAUCAAAUCGGCGGAACGCAUAGACUUCUUGUAUGGCCAUUUCUUUGAUGAAGAGAUUCUAAACGGGGAUCUGGUGACAGCAUUUGAAAAACUCGUCAAUACAGUGCAACGCAUUGAAAACGAACCACUCUGGGCACCGGCAUCAUGGGUUCAGUAAAUUGCGGCCCAAUAUCUAGAAAUAAGUGUAAAGGGCAUCUAAGAAUCAUGCCAAGUACGUGUAGAUAAAUACACUGAGAAUAAAAGACACAACUGACACUGCUACAAAACAAAUGCCAAACAAAAAUAAAAAUAAAAAAACAAAUAAACAACAACAACAAUACACAAAAUGAAGAUACUUUGUGUGUAAGAAAACCAAAAAGCGCGAAAAUAAGCACCAAAAACCUAAAAGGAAAUGAAAAAAAAAACUGAUUUUUAUUCGCUUUAAAGCGAAUAUUUUUACUCAUACUCACCACCACAUAAUGACACAUGUCUUGAAAUUUGUAACACUUUACUUUCAAGUUUAAGCAACAACACACGGGCAAACAGACAGAUGAGAGAAAGAGCUAACCCCUGAAUUUUACUCUGAUCAAAAGUAAGUUUUGUCAGGAAAAAGAUCUCGGUAAACGGACGACAAGAUCACACAUUUUUCAGCUUAUCGUUAAGAGUUGUGUUAUCCUUCUCUAAAUAUAUCUUACUUUCUCGAGCUGAUCAGAGUUUAUUAGCAAGGGAGGAACAGUGGGUACAGAGAGCUAGUCGUUUUUUGUUUCUUUUAAGUUAUGGAUGCCAAGCCGAAGUUGUGCAUCACUGCCCAAGCAAUAGAUUUACCGCCAUUUUGUAUAUACACAUUUUCACUGUAACCCGUCAAGUUGACGGGUCACUUUGGGAAUCGUUUCGCACAAACUUUCUUUGAUCGAUGUGGAAAUAAAUUGGAAACAAGUUGUAACUAAACUUUUAUUUUAGAAUGUUCAAUAAAUUGAUAGGGAUCAUUUUUACACCAAACAUUCAGGCGUUUCUGAUGUACACUUGAAGAAAUAGUCGAUGUUUCUCGAGGUGUUUUUGGUUUUUCCUUCAUUGUGGGUGUAUUUGUGACCACAUCAUACCCGUAUUUUGACCUCGUAUUUUCCGUCGAUCAGGGAAUCUUUUGUGACUAAUUUCAACAUCCUAUCUUAAUUUGUGCGACUAUGGCGAUUCAUAAAAGUUACCCGUAAAAUUCAGAUGUUUCGGUAAAAAUACGUAUGCCACAUGUAGAAAUAGAAAAACGGGCGGGUCGUAGAAGAAAAUAGUUGACAUGUAUAUUUGCUUCAUAAGACCAUUACAAAACCCAUAAAUAACACCUGAAGAUAUCUACUGCUUUUCGCAGAAUUUUCGGGCUUGAAUUCACAAUAAAUUUCCGGUUGAGGUAAAUCUAUUGUUAAAGGCUAACUAAAGUUUUAUCGAAUAAAAACGAAUCCCUCCCUUUUCCUCCCUCCUUUUUUGUUUUUAGUCCUCAGCCUUCCAUUUUCGGAAUUUUGAAAAUAUAUUUUUUCCAAUUGCAUUUAUGGCUUACUUUCUUUCACUCUUGCCAGAAAAGUAAACAUCAAAAUGCAUUGAUAUACAAUUAAUGUGCGGUGGUGAGUAUAAAAAAAAAAAAAAAAAA